CGACAAAUUGUAAAAAACAAAACGUAAAAAUCAUCAGAAAAUUUUGUACAAAUAUUUAAAUAAAUAGCAUAAUAUUGUGUUAUUUAUUUAAAAAAAUAUAUUUAUAAUUUAAAUAUACAAAUUAUUUGAAAAAAAAAGAAACAUUUAAAAUAAAAAAUAUGGAUACUAAUUUAACUCAAAGUUUGGAAGAUGUUGGAUAUGAAGGUUAUUUACUUGAUGAAAAAAAAUUAAAUCAAGCACUAGAAAAAGGUGCAAAAUCACCAGAUUUUACUGGACUCGUUGCUUGGUUUGCUGAUGAAUUUGUACUUUAUGAAAAUAUUGAAGAACGUAUUAAUCCAACAACAUCAUCUGAUGAUUCAAGUAUUUUUCUACUAGAAUUAAGUUCAUUUUUAAAAGAACUUGGAUGUAUUAAUGUACAGUUAACUUCUGGAAAUGUUAAUCAAAGACUUUCAACAAUUGAUCAUAGAAUUUUGUUGAUUGAAUAUUUAAUAAUGGAACUAAUGUCAUGUAAAAUAAAUAAUGCUAAAAAAACAAAUAUUCCAUCAAUCAAUAAUCAAGUAACAAUUAAUGAAAGUGAUACAGCAAAAUGUCUAAAAGACAUACUUGUAACUCUUGAAAUAGCUAAACCACCUGAUACAAUAACAUCAUUACAAUUAUUUAAAAAAAUUGAGGAUAAAUUAAUUGUCAUAUUAAAAUCUGUACCCAAGGAUUUACUUGGUUCACCAUUAAUCAUGGGAGAAUUAUCAAAAAAACAAUGGGAUGAUUUGGAUAAAAUCCAGGAAGAAAUGAAGACUGAAUAUAAAACACGUAAAGAAAUGUUGCUCAAAAGACUAGAUGUUACUGUUAAAUCAUUCUUGUGGUCUGAUCGUAUAAAAGCAAAAGAAGAUCAAUUAAAUGCUUGUUAUUAUGCAAAACGUGAAAAAAUGUCAACAGAGCCAAAUGUAAAAAUUUCAAAUUUAUUAUCAUCACGUGAUGAUUUGGCAAUAAUUGAAAAAACAAGUAAUGCAUCUGUAAGAAAAAAUACACGUAAUGAUGUAACAAAAGUUAUAAUUGGUGAUGUACCAGAUAGAGGUGGUCGUCCAAAUGAAGUUGAACCACCACCAAGAGAAAUGCCAUCAUGGCAAAAAGAUAGACAACCAGAUUUACCUAGAGGUGGAGGUAGAGGUGGUGGUAGAGGUGGUAGAGGUAGAGGAGGUGAUGGUGGAUAUCAAAAUCGUAAAGAUGCAACAGCAAAUUUUGGACAAAAUAUUGAUAAUUAUGACAAUAAACAAGCAUCAUAUGAUCAGCCAAGUUAUGAUAACAGAGGAGGUGAUUAUGAACGACGUGGUGGUCGAGGAGGUGGUGGUGGUGGUUAUCAUCGAGGUCGAGGUGGACGUGUUCAAGGAGGCUGGGCUCAAGGUGGUCAUGCUAGAGGAGGUAACAGAUCACAAUAUUAGUUUAAAAAAUUAAAUAAAUUAGUCACAUCACAUCACACAUUAUACGUAAUGAAUUUGUUCAAAUUGUUUAAACUGAACAAGUAGUCAAAAAAAGUGUUCUCAAAUAUAUAUAAAUAUCUUUUACAUUAUUUUAUAUAUAUUUUUUUCAUUAAACUUAAUAUCAAAAUAUGAAUUUUGUACAUUUAAAUUAUAUUCAUUGUAUUUAUUCAUUUUUCUUUGUACUAAUUCAAAUAAUAAUUAAUUCAUAUGUUUAAAAUGAAAAAUAGUAAUAUUAGUUUUAUUUUUAAUUUAUUAACAAGGUAGUUAUUUAUAAUGAUUUUUAUAUUUUAUUAAAAUAUGAAAG
Molecule: messenger RNA, 1779 nt
Organism: Aphidius gifuensis
Lineage: Eukaryota; Metazoa; Arthropoda; Insecta; Hymenoptera; Braconidae
Product: protein FAM98A
Exons: 4
Coding region: 159-1436 (425 amino acids)
Cellular component (GO): tRNA-splicing ligase complex
Source: RefSeq, a predicted model, not a curated record